Messenger RNA from Aspergillus clavatus NRRL 1, 3639 nucleotides. RefSeq names its product MIZ zinc finger domain protein. The record is from RefSeq and is a predicted model, not a curated record. Lineage: Eukaryota; Fungi; Ascomycota; Eurotiomycetes; Eurotiales; Aspergillaceae. Bases 1 to 3639 code for a protein of 1212 amino acids. Gene Ontology annotation, molecular function: SUMO ligase activity; zinc ion binding. Gene Ontology annotation, biological process: protein sumoylation. The transcript has a single exon.
AUGAGUCCGUCGAUCCGCCGCAACCGUUCCCACUUACCUAAUAAUCAGCGUUCCGAGCUGGAAUGGUCGAAUUCGAAUUCCACCGCCAACUUGUUCCUGGGCGGUGUCGCUGUGCGGAGAUCGUGGAUGUUGGAUGCUUCAUCUCAAUCUUCAUCAUCUUCGGCGCCAGCCCCUGUCGCGGUUGCUGCUACUACUGUUACUACACAUCAUAAUUCUCCUCCCUCGUCUUCCCCUGUUACUUCAGCCCCGACUUCUGCCUCUGCUGCCGCAGUUGUUGAUGAGUCUGGUGGUCGCCCCCAAGGCAUGCAAAAUUUCCCUUCGCCUUCCGUCUCAGUCUUCUCUCGAGUUCAGCAGGAUAGAACGGAGAAAAACAAUAAUGUCGCCGCCACCCUUGCUAGUACUGCCCCUGCUGCUACUGCCACCACAACCGCUGCCCUUACCUCCACACCAGUCUGGAUGUCCCCCGUGACCCCAGGGGACAACGCUCACCAACUCCCAUCUCCGUCUUUCAACUCGCUUUUACCCCCCGUAACUUCUGCGGCAUCUCCAACCAUCGCCAGUGGUUUCAUUCCUCCAAACAGAGGGUCCAUUGCCGCGUUUGAUGCGUCUCAACCGUCGCAGGCUUCGUCACUACCGUCUCCGGACCCAAGCACUGGUUCUCACCCCAGUCCGGCCAGCAUUGGAGAUCGAAAUGACGCGCGUCUAUCCCAGAGCAUCCUUCCUUCACCUCCACCAGCACCCGGCCCGAUGCAGAUACAGACAGAGCUGCAAUCCAACGUAUUUCAAGUUAGAGGCACAAUGCCCGUAAGUGCGUCGCCGCCGGCAUCCAGCAGAGGAAGAAAGACUGCGGCGCCAGCGCUUGCUCAAGGCGGGCAGAGGCCGCAGGUGAAUGCUACUUACCCGCAGGCCCCGGUUCAUGCAAACUCAGGGCAACCAACAUUCCAGGUAGCAACGGCCCCUUCUCCAGUUGCACCGGGUUCUGUUUCGGCAAGCCCAGCCAGCCCACCUACCUCAACCUCCUUCUUCGAUCAAGCCUUCUGGACGCAAUCGCAGAUGACCCUGCGCGCCUUUGUUAUGGGAACUCACGGGACAAUGAUGCUAUCAGAGACGGUGGAACAACCUCGGAUCCGUCUUCUACGGGAUGCCUGUAACUCUCAGGAUCUGCUUUACUUGAUCCUUCAUCAGAUAUACUGUUUGCACACCUUUGCCCCCUCAGAGUUCGCGCGCUUGCCACAUCUGACCAGGCAGCAUUCGGCCGGGUUUGAUGUUCUCAAGCAGCUCUUGGUGGACAAUCAUCGAUUAUCCGGAGAUUUUCUGCGGUGGAGCGUCUAUUUUCCUCGACCACUUGGAGUAAUGCUUCAGACCCCCGAGUUCAGUAAAGCUCUCCACCAGAUCGCGAACUGCUUGGUUCUCCUCUCGGAAAGGUGGGCGGCAUAUGAUCGCCACGUGCGGGAGCGCGCCUACCCCCCUCUAAUUGAUGAGCUUGUCAUGCAAUUCGGCCUCACAUCGACCGUCCUGUUAUCAAUUGUAUAUCUGGCUAUGUCUCGAAGGAUCUAUGGGACCCAGAAUGAAGAGCGCUUGCGAGGUUUAUUCGAGAAAAACAAGCAGAAUUACUUCAGGCGUUUCACAACCAGAGUGACCCUGGAGCAGAUGAACCGUGAGAACGAGUAUUUAAUUCGAGCAUAUAAAUCCCUUUCCCGGCCUCAGACAUCGCCGACUGGUCAGCAUGCUCCCCCGACUGCAGGAGGACAGGCUGCAACCCAGCCUUUCCAUUCUCACUCAAGACAGCAUUCUUUCUCCAGCACCAAUAAUCGCACCGCCUCUAUCGCGGGACGGAGCCCUCAAAUGCGCCCCUCACAAGUGGCGCUUCUGACAUCAGGGGUACCACCACAAAGCCCGGCGUCCGCUCUUCUGUCUCGCUUUCCUCUGACUAACGCUUCUGGCGGAGAAAGUCAAAUACCCUACCCUGGUCUCAGGCGAUCUGGGAUCCCUUAUUCUCAGCUACCUUCACAGAUGGGAGGCGUUCCUGCUCCAAGGACGACCGCCCCUCUGUCCGCGCCGCCCGUGCUAAAUAAUCACCCGGCUUCCCACCGCCCGUUAUCGCCGCGGCCCGAUCUGCAGCAACCCGACUAUAAUUCACCCCACCAAGUGGCGACCUCGCAGUCGCUCGGUAUAAGUCCCAGCUCUCCAGCGGUCUUUUCUGCGCCGGCAGCAUAUCCACCGCCUGUUCCACCUGUUCCCUCCCAGCAGCCCGUCCACCAGAAUCUGCCUGAACAUCACGCCUCUACAAUUUCAGCUAGACCUCCUAUCCAGCACCCUGCCACCCAGAGACAGGGACAAGUUCAGCAGCCGCAACAAGUUCGACAGACUGAACAAAUACAACAGGUACAGCAGGCACCACAACCCCUGCAGCCACCGCAGUCUGGUCCGGCUUCCAACCUGCUUCUUCCUCCAGCAGGUUCCUUGCCGACGAACACAGCCCGAUUCCAUCCACUUCGAGUUGCAGUCCAUCAAGCACAUCUUCGAGAUCCCACCAUAAAGUGGAUCCCUUCACAACCUGCGAGUGAGAAGGAUUCAAGUCUGUUUCAAUUCUCGAAGUCAUUCGUGGUACCACCCACUUCCCUGGGAAAGACAGAAUCCGCUUUUGAAUGGCAAUUCACUCUUACCAAAGCUGAUCUUGAGCGGCUUCCCCAAGUUCAUUCUCGUGGUAGCGCCCAGCGCUCUGAACGUACCUUGGUGGCCGGUAGCCAAUUAUACCGUCUGCGGUGUAUACGGAUUUCUCCGUCUGUAAACGAGUUGACCCAGCAUACCUGGUGUGCCACAGAUUCUGUCUGGCCCAGUGCCAUGUACAUCUUCGUGAAUGGCACAGAACUCUUUGUUCGCCGCAAAUUUCACAACGGCAAGGACAUACCCUUGGACAUCACGGAUCAUCUGCGGGAAGGCUUGAACACUAUCUCUCUGCAUUUCAUUCGCAGUGCCGCUGAAUGUAAUGACUUGGUUUAUGCCCUGGCGGUGGAGGUCAUGGACAUUUUAGGAUUCACUCAGGUGAAGAAGCUUGCUCGAUCCCUCCCCGCUUCAGAUUCACGCGAACGGAUUCAAAAACGCCUGUCGUCUACUACGGCUGAUGACGAACUGAGCAUAGUCAGUGAUUACAUCACCGUCAACCUUGUAGAUCCGUUCAUGGCACGCAUAUUUAAUAUCCCUGCUCGUGGAAGUAUCUGCGAGCAUUUCGAAUGCUUUGAUUUCGAGACAUACAUCGUGACCAGAGCCUCGAAGGCUGGGAAAACGGGUUUGAAGGAGAAUUGGAAGUGCCCGAUCUGUGGCGCAGAUGCUCGUCCGCAAAACCUGGUCAUCGAUGGCUUUCUGGCCAAUAUCCAUGAAGAACUGCAGCGCACGAAUCGGCUCGAUAAUGCGAGGGCAAUCAACAUCAGGGCGGAUGGAUCGUGGGAGCUGAAAGCUGAUGGGGAAGACACGUCGGAAAGAGGCAUCAAAAAGACGCCUAAUUUCCCGUCGUUAAAACGCAAACGCGACGGUCCUGUCACAUCCCCACUAGCGCAGAGACCGAAGACCGAGAGUGUCGGUCGAGAGUCGCUUGCUUCCCGCGAAUCGGCAACAUCCCGGGUCAUCGAACUCGAUUGA